Protopolystoma xenopodis is the source of this 321-nucleotide messenger RNA. NCBI's taxonomy places the organism in Eukaryota, Metazoa, Platyhelminthes, Monogenea, Polystomatidea, Polystomatidae. The record is from the annotation of a GenBank genome assembly.
AUGCCCGUGACGAAGAGUUUCGAGAAGUGUCCGCCAGCGUCGAGCAAACCGACGCUGACCUGGACACCGGAAGAAGGCAUCCUCCGGUCUACCAGUCAUCCGCGGCCGGGACGAUCUAGUUGCUGCCCCAGCUUGACGGGAUUCGCGUCCGGGACGCAGACGGUAGAGGGCUCGGAAACUCCGAUGUCCGACGAAGGGUGGAGGGAGGCGUUCGGGUUGCAAGGGCCAAAAGGACCGAAAAAGAGACCGUUUCAUCUGACCGCAAGACGCAUGGAAGGACAGACCCGACCCGGGACGACUGACGAACCAACUGGAAAUUGA